Trichoplax adhaerens is the source of this 983-nucleotide messenger RNA. RefSeq lists its product as hypothetical. Gene Ontology annotation, cellular component: membrane; mitochondrion. The record is from RefSeq and is a predicted model, not a curated record. Gene Ontology annotation, biological process: mitochondrion organization. Lineage: Eukaryota; Metazoa; Placozoa; Uniplacotomia; Trichoplacea; Trichoplacidae. The coding region runs from base 1 to 822 and encodes 273 amino acids. The transcript has 8 exons.
AUGGCGACGAGGUUUUUUAAUCGACUUGGUCAAUUAGGUGUUGCUCUGGCCAUUGGUGGUGGAGUGCUUAAUUCUGCAUUAUACAACGUUGAAGGAGGACACAGAGCUGUAAUCUUUGAUAGAUUUCGUGGAGUUUUACCCAAUGUAUCUGGAGAAGGAACACACUUUAUCGUUCCAUGGUUUCAAAGGCCAAUCGUAUUUGAUAUACGUAGUCGUCCUAGGAAUGUUCCAGUAACAACUGGCAGCAAAGAUUUGCAAAACGUAAACAUCACUAUACGUAUAUUAUUUCGACCGUUGGCUAAUACUUUACCAAACAUGUAUAAGAAUCUUGGAAUUGACUAUGAUGAAAGAGUUCUACCAUCAAUCACGAAUGAAGUCAUGAAAGCCGUAGUGGCUCAAUACGAUGCCAGUGAACUGAUCACCCAACGAGAAAAUGUAUCACAUAUGAUUAGGCAGCAACUAACUGAACGCGCAGCAAGUUUUGGAAUACUACUAGACGACAUUUCCAUCACUCAUUUAACAUUUGGGCAUGAAUUCACACAUGCUGUCGAAAUGAAACAAGUUGCUCAACAGGAAGCUGAACGCGCACGUUUCGUUGUUGAAAAGGCUGAACAGCAAAAAAUGGCUGCUGUUAUUACCGCUGAAGGUGAUGCUCGUGGUGCUAAAUUACUUGCAAGUGCAUUCGCUGAAGUAGGUGAAGGUUUAAUUGAAUUAAGAAGAUUGGAAGCGGCCGAAGAAAUUGCACAAGUUUUAGCUCGCUCUCGUAAUGUAGCCUAUUUACCAAAUGGGCAAAAUGUUCUGAUGAAUUUACCAAACCCAUAACUAUUUCUAUAUUAUUAAUAAAUUAACUUCAGGCUAAUUAUAACAUGCUUAAGUGUAAUGCUUAUGAUUGUAUACAUGGAUUCUGGAUAUUAAUUUACGGCUUCAUAGGUUCUCAGUGCCUAUUCCUGUAAAAACUUACAUUUGCUCAUGCUGAGAAAUGA